AUGACUACGGCAGCUCACGUCUUUCACCAUGCCCCUCGGCCCAUCUCCAUCGCCGAGUUUAGAGAUGCCGUCGACGCUGUGUGCCGACCGCGAUUCCCCGCGGCCCGGUCUGCCAGGCCUCAGCGCGUAGGCAUCGGAGGCGUUGAUUCUAUGGCCCUCGCCUAUCUCACCUCUCGCAUGCUCCAGACCUUCCGCCGCGCAAAGAUCGCCGACAAUCCUGCCCACGGCGCCCUUGCCGUCGUCAUCGACCACAGACUGCGCGAUGAGAGCACCGAAGAGGCUAUGCAGGUCGCAAAGGAGCUGAGGAAGCUCGACCUCAAGACCACCGUCACGGCACUCGCCUGGAAGGAGGAGAAACGCAAUGGUCUCGAUCCCCGCAAGCUCCCGAACCUCGAGGGACUUGCUCGAACGUAUCGAUACCGAGCUCUCGGGAACCACUGCAAUUAUCAAGGCGCUACGAGUCUCUUCUUUGCGCAUCAUCGAGACGACCAAUACGAAACGGUUUUAAUGCGAUUGCUUGGAGGACAUGGAUAUCGAGGGCUACAGGGGAUACGGGAGGCAAACUCGAUCCCCGAGUGUUACGACAUGCACGGUGUAUACAAGAGCGGUUUGAUCGAUGACCAGCGUAAUCAGUCCCCCUUUCUCAGUUUUAGGCCGCCUAUACGGGAAAUGAGGCGCCUACGAUCCAUAUUUCGAGACCAGAAGAAGGCCGAAUCAUGGGACGGCUUCAAACCCUUUGGCGGAACAGAACUUAUUGAGCGAUACCCGGGACACAAUCCUACGGAAAGGGAACCUAACCGGCCCUUUCUCAAGCCGCUGGAGAUCGAAGAUGGAGGGGUCACGAUUUACAGGCCGCUGCUUGAGUUUGACAAGGAUAGGCUCAUCGCCACCUGCGAGGCAAACAAUAUCCCCUGGGUUGAGGACCGGACUAACAAGGAUCCUACUCUGACGACACGGAAUGCCAUCAGAUACCUGGUCCGGAAUCAUGAGCUCCCGAAAGCUCUGCAGAAGCCUGCUAUCCUAGCCUUGGCCGAAAGGGCAAAGCGAAGAACCAAGCUUGAAGAAGCUGAAGCGCAUCGCUAUCUCGUGCGAGAAGCCAUCAUCAAGGAUUUCGACCCAAAUGCUGGAACUUUGUUGAUUCAGUUUCCCAACUCACGUCCUUUCAAGGGGCGGCGCAAGAGGCGAUCAUUGAGUCCAGAGAAUGAACUACGAAAGGAGCAUCGGAGACUCAUUAUGGCUAUUGCAGUUCGGAAGCUGAUAGACUUUGUCACUCCCGAGUAUCAUUUACCACCACUGGCUAACCUCGAUAACGUCGUGAAUCGACUCAUCCCUGACCUGGCUCCUAACCCGAGCCCAUCCCCCCCAAAGGCUUUUGCCAUGUCCGGUGUCUUGUUUGAUCCGAUAGUACAAGGAAACUCAGUCAAGUGGCUCCUCUCCCGAGCUCCUUACACAUCCAAUCAACCUCUACCUAUGGCAAAGCUGUUUGGAGUUCUGGACCAUCGUGUUCGCUUCGACAAGGAGGAGGCCAAGCAGAUUGCCGAGGCCAACCCUGGGUCCCGCAUCAUGGGCUGGAAGAGGUCCAAGAUGUUUGAUGGCCGCUACUGGGUUCGGAUCGGAUACAACAAUCGCCCUUUGUUUCUUGUGCAGCCUUAUCGAGCAGAACAUGCCAAGGCUUUCCGUAAGGCGCUACCCCCCAUGCGGAGGGCUCGGCUUGAAAAGCUGCUUAAGCACUACGCACCGGGCAAGAUCCGAUAUUCCUUGCCGGCCAUGUACGGCGUGGAACGCGAGAGGGAUCACUACUCGCAGCAUGUGACAACUACGUUGACGCUACUGGCGCUACCGUCGCUGGGCAUCCAUAUCCCCGGUCUGGAGCGGUGGGUCAAGUAUGAAGUUCGGUACAGAAAUGUCGACAAGACCCUGCUGGGACAUCACCCCAGGGGAGAGAGGACGUCUCAUUCGUAUUACCGGCCGCUGUUUGGGCCGGCGCGGAGACAGAGGUUGAGGUUGAUGGGCAAGCAUGGACCUCGGCGAUGA
Messenger RNA from Fusarium vanettenii 77-13-4, 2034 nucleotides. RefSeq lists its product as uncharacterized. Gene Ontology annotation, biological process: tRNA processing. The transcript is spliced from 2 exons. Gene Ontology annotation, molecular function: ATP binding; ligase activity, forming carbon-nitrogen bonds. Bases 1 to 2034 code for a protein of 677 amino acids. Lineage: Eukaryota; Fungi; Ascomycota; Sordariomycetes; Hypocreales; Nectriaceae. The record is from RefSeq and is a predicted model, not a curated record.